UUUUCGUUUUUUUUUUCGUUUUUUAUUCAUCAUUAAUCAUUAUCAUUCGGUUUUCAUACUUUUUUUCAUACAUUUUUUCAUUGCGAUCAAAAUAUAACAAGCAUUUUUAUCAUCUUCAUUUCUCAAAUUCUUUCUCUUGCGCUAUCGUCUAGAUAUUUGAUUUAUUGUGAACAAUGUCAAUUUUUAACGCAAUUAGAAAAUAUCAAAUGUAAAUAAAAAAUAGAAAAGAAGAAAAUUUCAUUUUUUGGUAAAUAAAUAAAUAAAAAUUUGUCACUUGUGCGUAUAUUUCAAAGAGUAAGAUAUAUUCACAUGUUCAUAACAGUGAAAAGUAUUAAUAUGUAAUUGGAUUUAGAAAAAACAAGAUUAUAAUAUAAUAAUAAUAUUAUUAAAGAUAUUAAAUAAAAUAAGAUUAUAAUUCUGUCUUAAAUUUUCGAUAAAAAAAUUUAAUUAUAAAAAAAUAUUGCAAAAUAUGAUAAAGAAACAAAAAAUAAUGUGUCAAUAUAAAUAAUACAUAUAAAUAAUACAUAUAUAUAUUAAUGUAUAUUACAUAUACAUAUAUAUAUUGUAUACUAAACAUCAUAUGUAAAUAUACAUAUGCGAUACAAUAUACGAUAGCGUAGAAAAGACUGCCGCUUUUACAUUUCAUUUCGAGAAUAUAACACAUAUGUACAUCAAACAUUAAAUAUAGAUACGUAUGUUAUUAAGUAUGAAUAAUUAAAUAAAAUUUCGAUAAUCGGUUAUCGUUGCGAAACACCAUGAUAAUUGAUUAUCGGAAUAAAAAAAUUACAAAAGUUUCGAUAAUUACACAUCGAACUGAUAUCAAGGUUGUUUGAUAAAAUAAAAUUGACGUGUACUGAAAUUCGUCGCAGAAUGUAUAUUUAGGUAAUCUUUAAGAACUUAACAUGUUUAAUAAAGUACUGUAAUAAGUUAUUAAAAAAAAAAUAAUCGAUUAUUUCGCUUGAAUCCUAUCGCGAUUUUUAUUGAAAAAAUGUCAAUAACUCGAAAAUCCUAUUGAUAAUCGAAAAAUUACACAAUUGCAAUAUAGUUAUGAGUUGAAAAUUGUAAUCAAUAUUUCUGAAAUCUUUGGCACGAUUUCAACGAAAGAGUCGAUCUGUGAAUUGAGAAAAGCACACAACUGUUAUGCGGUGCAGAUUCGUUUCAGCAAGGAACAGAAACACGUCGGAACACGUUGUGGAAUUUUGAUAAGUAAGUAAAUAAAUAAUUGUCUUAUACUUUUGAAAAAUGAUUUGAAAAGAUUGAAAAGCAUUUUUAUUGUUUCGAAUAAAACACAGAUAAAUUUUAAGUAUACAUUUUUCUAUUUUAGCAUUUUGACAUGUUUUAAUAUAAUAAACAUAGAAAAUAAUCAAAAUCUUUAUAGCAUAUGUAUUUGAUAAAUUUUUGCAAUACAUUAUUAUUCGUUAUAUUUAAAUAUAAUUGUUAGAUAUGGCACAUAUAUCAAACAAACGUAACAAAGAGUGAAAAAUAUUAAGGAAUGAAUCUUUGAUAUUCUCCUGUUUAUCCUCGACAAUAAGUCGAGCGCAUAUUAGGUUGGUAGGUCGAACAACGUGACUGUAAACCGUUCAAGGGGUCAGUUGUACGUCACCACGCUAAAUCCGCAAUGCAGUGUUGUCGAAAGAUGAUUAUUGUUACAAUUUCUAGCAAUGAAUCCUUAUAUCAUUAACGUUCACAAUUAUGAAUUUUAAAUAUGUAUUUUACAUACAUUUAGAUUUGUUAUAUAUUUCUAUACAUUUGUAUGCUAUAUAUUUAGUAAAGUUUUAGAAAUAAAUUUGUGUACAUUAUGUAUAUUUAUAUAAUUAAAAUAUAUUUAUAUUGAAUAAGAAUUUAUUGAUAAAACAUUAAAUUUUGACUGAAUAAGUGAACUAAUAAAUAAAAACAAAUAAAAAAAAUAACAAAAAAUCAAUUAUAUUCUACGCGAAAUCAAAGUCGAAAAAGAUGAAUAAGAAUAUAAUAAGAAUUAAAGAAUGAAUGAGAUAUGGGACAAAUAGUAAGCGAGUGAGAGAUAUAAUUCCAAGAGAGGCUCGAUGCGGCAAAUGCGGCGAAUGCGCUGAAUGCAUUGAAUGCGACGAUGGUAAUGUCAUGCGCUCUGAAAACAACCGCAACCCCCUGUUAGAAAUCGAGGAAGAACGGUAGGGAUAACGUGGCGUGAUGCACAGGCCACGAGUGAUGCGCAAUCGGUACACGAGCGCGCAUGCGCGCAUUAUAGUCUCGAAGUACCCGUAGCGAACAGACGCAAAGGCACGCACGCUCGUAGCUCGUAGCUGCUGUAAAGGAGGGAGUCGCAGUAUAUCGAAGUUGUGCAGUGUUGCUUACCACGUAGGAGGCAUAACACUCGCCGUCUCUACAAUAGGAUCCUAAUAUUUUCAUAAAUUUUUUUGUUCUACGUUUCGGUGUCUUUAUUUUUUUAACAUUUUUCUCUUUUUAUUAUUCUUCAAGAAAUGUGUCAUCUAUAUCUUCAUAAAUUGUUAUACAAGAUCAAUCGUUAAGAAAAUGGUAUUUUGAUAGACACAUCGUGAAAGUGACGGAUUUAGUAAUGGAUUGUUAAUAUCAAUUUGGGAUUAAUAAUCAUUGUGCCCUAUCUCUCACGCCAACAAUUGUACCACAUAUCGAUACUCAUAUCGACCAUCGUUCGUUUUUAGGUAACGACGUCUAUCUUUUAAAACAAAAUAUUCAUUGUGUUAUAGUGUUUGACCAACAUUGUGAUUGAAAACCGGAAAGACAUUUUACAAAAUGUUACAAUAUCGCGUAUGAAAUUAAUCGCGAACAAUAUCUAUAUAUACUUAUGUUCUUUACUGUGGUGCCUAAAUAUUUUAAAAGUAAAGAAAAAUUAGUGCCUACAUAACGCACGAUAAAUGCGAUAUAUAUAUACGAUACGAUAUAUAUAUAUAUAUAUAUAUAUACAUGUACAUAUAUAUAUCGUAAUUCAAAAAUACAGAUUGACUCGUCGAACUGAAUCGCUCAAUGUUUCAUUCUAUUCAGUUCAGUGAUAUAAUAAUGCUUCUCGACGUAUAUUAAUAAUUUUAUCUCUUUAAUAUUUAAGUUUUAUCAAUUGUGUGAGAAAACUUUUCUUUCUGAAAAUAAAACUUUUAAUCGCCGGACUAAGAUUAGAAUUAGAAUCAGGAAAUGAUUCACGAAUUUUAUUGAUUUGUUAAUAAAUAUGAAUAUAGAAUUUAUGAAAUGAUAUUUUAUAACAUUUAUCUCCGAAUUCGAAAAAAUAAGCGAAAUCGGAUUUGAAUUAAAUCGAAAUUGUUUGAUUAAAUCAUUCUCAAUUAAAUCUUUCAUCUUCGCGUCUUUUUGCAAUUUUUGUUCUCUUCAAAAAUUUUCCGUUUACAUCGUACGUAUACGUGUGUGUAUGCGUAUACAAAUAUAUUGAAGAUAUAAAGAAAUGUCUCGUUUAAUGUUAUGUAACCUUGGCAAUGCAUCCACGGCAGGAAAUGAUACGAAUAACAAUGCGAAUACAAAUAGUAGCAUGGAGGACGAUGACUACUAUCCGCUACCUACUAUUUAUCGCUGCCGUGCACCUAUAGCGAGUCUAGAUUGCAUGGAAGAAUUCAACGGUGGAAGCGGUGGUGCCGGUGGUGGUGGCGGUGGCGGUGGCGGUGGUGGUACUGUGGAUUCUGGUAUACACUGCAGUAAUACCGCUGGAACGAAGGAACAGCUACUGACUAACUGCAUUGCCGCACAAGCGCAACGCUUACAGCAUCCUUCGCCAGGUAUUCGCUACCGCAACUUGGGCAAAAGCGGUCUACGUGUUUCCAAUGUUGGAUUAGGUACAUGGACAACUUUUGGCAUGGGAGGUUGCAGUAAUGAGGAAACAGCAGAAGCUGUAGUUGCGCUAGCUUACGAAAGUGGAAUAAAUGUGUUCGAUCUAAGCGAAGCCCAUAGCGGUCAUAGAGCAGAAAUUCAAUUUGGACGAAUUUUAUUACGUCGUGCUUGGAAUCGUUCAAGUUACGUUGUUACUACUAAAAUAUAUUGGAAUACGAAAGCGGAAGGUCGUGGAUUAUCACGAAAACACAUAAUCGAAUCAGUCCAAGCAUCUUUAGUCAGAUUACAAUUAUCGUACAUCGAUAUUGUAAUGAUUCAUAAAGUAGAUCCAAUGUGUCCCAUGGAAGAGAUAGUACGUGCUAUGAAUUACGUAAUAAGCAAAGGAUGGGUGAUGUAUUGGGGAACGUCUCGUUGGACUCCAGUCGAAAUUAUGGAAGCUUACACGAAUUGUCGACAAUUUAAUUGUGUCACACCGAUCGUAGAACAAGCCGAAUAUCAUUUAUUUUAUAGAGAAAAACCAGAACUUUAUAUGCCAGAAUUAUAUAAUAAAAUCGGUGUUGGUCUGAUGGCGUGGUCCACGGUAACGAUUGGUAUGGUUUCUUCGAAACCUGAAGAUUGUGGUGUCUCUUUUUUUUCGAGAUCUUCCUAUAAGAACAAGUAUUCGUCAUUCAGUUGGACAGAAGACGAAACACAAUCUUUGUAUAAAGAACAGGAAUAUGGUUGGAAAGAGAAAUCAGCCGAUGACGAAACACGAAAAUAUUCAGAUAAACUACGAGACGUAUGUGCACUUGCCGAACGACUCGGCUGUUCCUUUGGACAAUUGGCUAUCGCGUGGUCUUUAAAAAAUGAAAGUGUUCAGUGCCUUCUUCUCGGUGCAUCAAAUAUUGAUCAAUUAUACGAGAGUCUUCAAAGUUUACAGCUAAUUCCAAAAUUAAAUGCUAACAUAAUGAAUGAAAUUGAAAGAAUUCUCGAUAAUAAACCAUCGCGACCUCCAAUGAUUUCAACUUUGGCACUCAGAUGACAAUCAAUUUGCCCUCACGGAAGUGGUGGGGGCUCUUUAGAGGAUGGAGGUAGCCCAAAAAGCGAAGGUGCUAAUAGUCAAGAUCAAGAACAGACUAAAGAAUUAACCGGCAAACUACCAUUUUGCGAGAUACAAUGAAACAAUGUUAGAUAUAUUUACGUAUAUUCAGACGUAAUUUGAUCUUGAUGAAUGAAAUUGAAUCGAUUAAAAUUGAAUUCAAGAUGACAAAAUUGUGCCAAGAAAGGUCACAUAAAGUUAAACGAAAAAGAAAAAAAUAUUAAUUAUUAGUGCACGUUGUCCCAUACUCAACGUGUCAAACGCAAAUGCAUGUACAUAUUAUGUACUUAUAUCCACGUAAAAAUGAAUCAACGACAAUACUUAUAGAUAUGAUUGCAAUUGCAAUUGCAAUUGCAAUUAAAAUUAUAAAUAAUUAGCGAGAAAUAUUUGCAAGAUAAAUUCCAAACAUAAUUUUCAUUCCUUGAUGCAUCUGUACAAUUAUCCUUUUUGCAAUUUUCUUGGAAUAGAUGAAUUUAAAUAUAAGAAAAAGAGAUUUAAAAUUAUUCGAUUAUAAGUUUACAUUUUAAAGAAAAAUGUUCUUUAUGAAUCUAUUCACAAUUUCCUAUGCAAAGUAUUCAUUCGAAAUUAGAUAAAAUUAUUGUAGAUUCUUUAUUAAAAUUAUGUAAGAUAAUAUAGUUAUUUUCUUCAAUUUUGAAAACUUUGAACUUUGAAAAAAUUCUUUAUAACAUUUUAUUUUAUUCUUUCACGUAUUUUAUCUAUGCUUCAAAAAAAUCAAAUGUGUACAUCAGAAUAAGUUGAAUGAAACGCGGCAAAUUUACGUACAUUAUGAUCUCGUACAUUAUAUUUUUCAAUAUAUUAAUUCGAACCUUA
This is a messenger RNA of Apis cerana (Asiatic honeybee), 5692 nucleotides long. RefSeq names its product potassium voltage-gated channel subfamily A regulatory beta subunit hyperkinetic (gene Hk). Lineage: Eukaryota; Metazoa; Arthropoda; Insecta; Hymenoptera; Apidae. Gene Ontology annotation, molecular function: transmembrane transporter binding; voltage-gated potassium channel activity; potassium channel regulator activity. The record is from RefSeq and is a predicted model, not a curated record. Gene Ontology annotation, biological process: potassium ion transport; regulation of potassium ion transmembrane transport. Gene Ontology annotation, cellular component: voltage-gated potassium channel complex; cytoplasm.